AUGGUCAACUUGGCGGUGGCAUUUCUCUUUCUUAGCAUCGCCAAUGCUGCAGUCAGCCCAACCUCACUCGACUCUGACAUUUCUAUCAUCAUCCACAAUGACCUGAUGGAAGCGGAAAGUCCUUUGUCUGAUUCAGGGAUUUUGGUCCUUGACCCCAGGACAUGGAAAGAAGCCACCGAGAGCUGUCUCCAACUGGGAGCAACUCUUUGGGGAAGUGAAUCAGGCCCCGAAACCAUACAGAGUGGUUUGGAAUACCUUGCAUAUCUUGGCAAAUAUGCCCCCGGCCAACGCUUUUGGACUGCCUCCAAACAUCAAAAGCCGUCAACUCUAAGCACCAAUGGGCAGAUUCAGACUUCUUCAGCAGAUAAGAGGCUGCCUGUUCUAUGCAAGCAGACUGCCCCUUACUCCAACAACACUUUCCAGGAUACCAGCGAGCAGUGGCGAGUGACCGUCGAGUCUCUCAGCCAGCGCUUUACCGGGUUCCGUGAUCGUGUCAGCUUCCGAUUUAUGGGCAUCCGCUAUGCGAACAAACCACGGCGAUGGGAAUAUUCGCAAGUGUACGAAGGAGGCAAUGAAGAUAUAUCAGCUCUCGACUACGGUUCCAGCUGUGUGCAAGGCACAAGUGGGUCGGAGGAUUGUUUGUUCCUCAACAUUUGGACUCCUUACCUUCCUCAGCCGACAAGGGCUCGAAAGAGAGACCUCAAACCCGUGAUGCUUUGGAUACACGGUGGAGCGUUUACAGGCGGCACUUCCAGUGAUCCUACCUUCGAUGGCGGCAAUCUAGCCUCGCGUGGCGAUGUAGUUGUGAUUGCAAUCAAUUACCGACUGGGAACACUUGGAUUUCUGGCGCUGGAUGAUGGGGAGACGAACGGCAAUUAUGGACUGGCAGACCAGAUCACUGCCCUGGAAUGGGUUCGUCGGAACAUCGAGGCAUUCGGUGGCGACCCAGACAGGACGACGAUAUUCGGACAAUCGGCUGGUGCGGGCUCUGUGCGAGCUCUCCUCGCCUCCCCCAAGGCGCGAGGUAAGUUCGCCGGUGCAAUAAUGCAGAGCAACUUGGGAGGCUUGGCUUAUGGCACGACAUAUUCGAAAUACUAUACCAUAUUGCAGGAGAUGGAAAAGGUGGGAAAGGCCAUUCUCGAAGAAACAAACUGCACGCAGGCAGCUUCCCAGAUCGGGUGUCUGAGAGAUCUUUCUGCAUCAAGAAUCUCAAAUCUUGCCGGCUCAGCACGUUAUUUAGUCGUGGAUGGUACAUACCUCCAAACAGCAGAAUUGGACCUCGCCCAUCCGGAGUCCACUGCCCACGUCCCACUCAUGAUAGGCACAAUGAGAGAUGAUGGUGCUGCUAUGAUAGGAUAUCCUUCACAUGGGGAGACGUUCAAAGACUUCCUCAAUGACACCGAUCUGCCUGAUUCGAUCUCAUCAAGUCCAUUGUUCCCACUUCCAUCAACUUCCAACGCCACUCUGGAUGUAUUCAAUGCAUCGUCUCGCGUAGCCACAGACGGCAUGUUCCGCUGCAUCGAUGCAGCAACAGCUUACGCGGGGUGGAAGAAUCGCAUAUUUUCAGACAUCUUCUACUACGAGUUCAACCGCUCGUAUCAAAUGCCCGACUGGUCACCUAACGCCCCGGUAUGCAAUGCGCCCAUCACAGAGGAGUGGCAACAUGGUGAUCCCAGUCAGGAGUACUUCAAGUGUCAUUCUGGGGAGUUGUACUACGUAUUCGGAAAUAUCCGCCGUCAGGGCUUAACAUUCCGAGAUGCGCUCGAUCUACCAUUUGGACAAUACGUGCUGGAUUCUUGGGCAAGCUUCGCGAGGAACGCCAAGCCUACACCGGAUUCUGGGUUUUUGAAAGCAAGAGGGUAUAUCAAUACUACUCAGGAAAUUGAAAACAACGGUUCGUGGGAGUCUUUUGGGAGAAGUGGUCAGAUGCGACUUCUCCAGUGGCCUUCUGGGAUGUCGGAUUUGGAAGAUUCGGAUCAAUGUCGGGAGCUGAAUCUUGCAUUGGAUUACUAUGUUCAUUGA
Messenger RNA from Penicillium salamii, 2022 nucleotides. NCBI's taxonomy places the organism in Eukaryota, Fungi, Ascomycota, Eurotiomycetes, Eurotiales, Aspergillaceae. The record is from the annotation of a GenBank genome assembly.